Acipenser ruthenus (sterlet) is the source of this 2601-nucleotide messenger RNA. It is a transcript of the gene nt5dc2, whose product is annotated as 5'-nucleotidase domain containing 2. The transcript has 14 exons. NCBI's taxonomy places the organism in Eukaryota, Metazoa, Chordata, Actinopteri, Acipenseriformes, Acipenseridae. The coding region runs from base 171 to 1949 and encodes 592 amino acids. The record is from RefSeq and is a predicted model, not a curated record. Gene Ontology annotation, molecular function: 5'-nucleotidase activity.
AUUUUGUGAAUCUCGUGUUAAAAUGUUGUUUUCCAAGCUGCAGCAUCAAAGCGUUAUUCUCGUUGGGGAGCGGUCGGAUUGCAUGUGCUCGAGUUUAUAAACACAGCACUUUCAAAAUUAAGUCUCAGUGCAAAGGCAUUUUUUUUGCAAAUAAAGAAAGAAAGAAAAAAAUGGCUUGCAAAAAACUGAGCAGCCUAAUGUGGCAGAAGCGGCCGCUUUGGAAGUCUGCAAAAUUGCAGGCUUUUGCAUGCGGUUCAGUCGCUGCAAACUCAAACGGGUUGGACGAGACAGGCAAAAAGUGCUGCAAGAAAACUGCUGGCACCACGGUACCGAACCCAGCUGCAGUCUCCGGUACGGCCCCUCCGGCUCCCCAGACCCACAGACACCAACUAGGGGGGAAAGAUUCGGUCCCGGUGCCGGGAAGGUCAUAUUCAUCCGCCGCUGCCAAAGUGGACUCCAAAACGUUCUUGUGGGCACGCUAUAAUGAAAUGAAACGGCUUGUGCACGACCUGCUUCCCCCGGGCGUAUGCAACCUGCUCAAUCCCUCCACGAUCUACGCCAACAACGAAGUCAGCCUGCAUGAAGUGGACAUCUACGGCUUCGACUACGACUACACCCUGGCUCUGUACUCCAACGCCCUGCACUCCAUGAUCUAUGACACGGCCAGAGACUUCCUCAUAGAGAGCUUCAAGUACCCCAAGGGCCUCCGGGAAUAUGACUACGUGCCCAAUUUUGCUGCCAGGGGCCUGCACUACGAUAUCCAAAAGGGUUUGUUGAUGAAAAUUGAUGCCUUUCAUUACAUCCAGUUGGGGACAGUUUACAGGGGGCUGAAGCCGGUUCCAGAUGAUGAAGUCAUCGAGCUGUAUGGUGGGACGCACCAUAUCCCUCUGCACCAAGUCAGUGGCUUCUAUGGCAAGGGUCCCAAAAUGAAACAGUUCAUGGAUAUCUUCUCAAUUCCCGAAAUGACUCUGCUGGCUUCCGCCAACGACUUCUUCAUCAGCAACAACAUAGACUAUGAUCCUGUGCAUCUUUACAAAGACGUUUCAGACGCCAUUGGGAACGUGCACAUCAAGGGCUACAUGUACAAGUGGAUCAUGCAGGAUCUCGAGAAAUACAUUCUAAGAGGAGACGAGACGUACGCUGUGCUGCAGCGGCUGGUCAGCCAGGGGAAGAAACUCUUCCUCAUCACAAACAGUCCCUUCAGCUUCGUUGACAAAGGCAUGACAUACAUGGUUGGGAAGGAGUGGAGGGAAUUCUUCGAUGUUGUCAUAGUGCAGGCUGACAAACCCCACUUCUUCAACGACUGUGUCAAACCUUUCCGCCGUCUGGACAACAAUGGUGACCUGCAGUGGGACAAAAUCAGCUCUCUGGAAAAGGGUCAGAUCUACAAACAGGGGAACCUCGUUGACUUUCUAAGGCUGACUGGAUGGAGAGGAUCCAAAGUGCUGUACUUUGGAGAUCACCUGUACAGCGAUCUAGCCGACCUUAUGCUGCGUCAUGGCUGGAGGACGGGCGCCAUCGUGCCCGAGCUGGAAGUGGAGACCAAGGUGGUGAAUACGGAGCAGUACGCCCAGAGCCUCACCUGGCUGCAGGCACUCACAGGGCUGCUGGAGCGCAUGCAGGUGCAUCGGGAUGUGGAGUCUCAGAAGGUUCUCCAGGACUGGCUGAAGGAGAGAGAGGAGCUCAGGGCUGUGACCAAGAACCUGUUCAACCCCCAGUUUGGCAGCAUCUUCCGGACCUGCCACAACCCCACCUACUUUUCCAGACGUCUCUGCAGGUUCUCUGACCUCUACAUGGCCUCCAUCAGCUGCCUGCUGAACUACGACCUCCGCUAUACCUUCUACCCACGACGCACCCCCCUGCAGCACGAGGCCCCCCUCUGGAUGGACCAGCUGUGCACUGGCUGCAUGAAAACUCCCUUCCUGGAGGAGAUGGCUCACAUCCGCUAAGAGGGAGCUGGGCACACAGACUGAGACUGAAGCUCCAGCGGAACAGCGCCGCCCUGCUGGGGACAUCUCUAACUGCAAGAAACUAACACAUUAGGACAGGGCUUCUGGUCUCCCUUCCAGCUGAACUCUGUUACUUAACUAAACCCUGAAUUGAAAUAGCUUAAUUUAACCUUUUGUUGAGCUAAAAACGAUUAAAGGCCUAAUUUAAGAGCAUUUAGUUAAAUUAAGGGUUUAGUUAAGUAAUUGAGAGCCCAGUUGGAAUGAAAACCAGCAGACACAGGACUGGAUUUGAGGUUUACAAGAUUAGAAGAGAAAUCCUUCAUCAGUUGAGGGGUAGGGGUAAGAGAACUCGAAACUUUUUUUUGGAGGAUUUAUACUAAGAAACAAAACCGGAUGUGUGAAAAAAAAAAAAAAAGUUUCAAAGUGGUGAAACGCAAGCUGUUGGGAAUUGCAAUUUUUAUACCAGACUUUUAAAAGAAAUGCAAUUGACCAACCCUAAUCUCAUCCACAGGGUUUUGUAUUGAGGUGGGAAUGAGUACUGGCAACAGUUGGUUUUAUUUUCAUUUAAAACAAGUUUUAAGAAUCUUUUUUUUUUUGUUUUAUGAAUGUCAUUCAAAAAAAAAAUAAAAAAAAAAAAAAAAAAAAAAAAAAA